AUGGCAGCAAACCCUUCAGGACUAGGUUUUCAAAACAAAAACAGAAUUGCAAUCUUGGCAGAACUGGGCAAUGAGGAAAGAAAAUUACUAGUAACCAAUCUUCAACCAAAUCAUCCUGGAGCUAGUGAUGCACUCUGGAGACUCUUUCUUAAGAAGGACUUUCAGAGGCACCAGGGUCAUGCUGAGCAGCAGAAUAUUACAGCCCAACAAAAGGUAGCUUUGCAGCAUGCAUGUGCACAUUCAUCUGGCCGCUUCAUAACUCAAGACUCUGCAUUUGGGAAUCAUAUUCUUCCUAUUUUACUUCACCUUGACCUAGAAUGA
Molecule: messenger RNA, 321 nt
Organism: Odobenus rosmarus divergens (Pacific walrus)
Lineage: Eukaryota; Metazoa; Chordata; Mammalia; Carnivora; Odobenidae
Product: SOSS complex subunit C-like
Source: RefSeq, a predicted model, not a curated record